ACGCCCCGUCACGCAGGGCUCCCGUGCUGGGGGGAAUUGGGGGAGGGACCCCCGCCCCACAUUGCGGCUGCACAGGGAACCUCCACACGCAGAUGCAGUCUACCUCUGAAGGCAGCAGCAGCAGCUGAGAUCAGGCAGGAAAGAUCCAGACUUGGGGAAAGGGGGACUCUUAGGCCUGAUUUAGUUGCAGGUUAUUGGGGGUGGGAGACAGAGGCCCACCGUCCUGCCCCUCCUCCUCCUUUCGUGCCUAUUCCCCCCCUGCAGCCUGGGAGGACUCAGAGAUGGCACAGCCGCCCUGCCCCCUGAGCUUCUGGCCCAUUGCUUGGUGGGCUUCACAGGGGAACACGGGGUCCUGCUUCUGUCCCUCCCUUACAGCGGGAGGAUUUGUCGUGGGGACACCCCGGAAGCGCCGCCAGAUGGAGGGGAGCGAGGAGUCGAGGAGCCCCACCCAAGACAGCGGGGAGCGGUCGUCUGCCCCUCCGGGCCCAGCCCCACCUGCCGGCACCUUGUGGGCUGACCUCCAGGCGCUGCUUCCCAGCACCAAGGAGGGCUUGCAGCUGGACUUUGGCGAGGCCGUGGAGAGCAGCGUCCUCUACCUGCUCCAGCAGGUGGCAGAUCUGCUCUACGGUCUGGGCAACGGCCUCGCCUCCGACCCUGGCGGCGGCGGCAGCAGCAGCACCUGCCUGUGCCUGAGCGAGGUGAUCCUGGACUACUCUUGGGAAAAGCUGAACAUCGGGACAUGGAGGGACGUGGACAAGGAGUGGCGCCGUGUCUACGCUUACGGCUGCCUCUUCAAAGCGCUCUGCUUGUGCCAUGCCGGAGGAGCCGUGCCUGAGGCCGUGCGCACCUGCGACCUGGGGCUGCUGAUGGGGGCCUCCAUCUUGGACAACGUCUUGGCCAGAAUGAUCAACAUCCUUCAGCGGCACCUGCCACACCCCAAAAGACUGGCGGGCGGAGAUGCGAAGGAACCCCUUCAAAAGAGAAUCCGCCUGGGCCCCAAGUACCCAGAGGUCCCUGCUGUAGAAGCAGAAGAGAGGAUUUUGCGGCUUUGCUGCCCGUCGCUGGAGCAUUUCCGAGAUAACUUCCUGCUCCCUCAAAAGCCUGUGAUCUUGGAAGGGAUUGUUGACCACUGGCCCUGCAUGAAGAAGUGGAGCGUGGACUACAUCCGCCAGGUGGCCGGCAGCCGCACCGUCCCCGUGGAAGUGGGCUCCCGCUACACGGACGAGGAGUGGUCCCAGGCGCUCAUGUCUGUCGAUGACUUCAUCAGCCGGUACAUCGAGACUGAGAACCACACCGGCUACCUUGCCCAGCACCAGCUCUUUGACCAGAUCCCAGAGCUGAAGCGGGACAUCGGCGUCCCCGACUACUGCUGCCUGGGCCAAGGCGAGGAAGAGGACAUCACCGUCAACGCCUGGUUUGGGCCCGCAGGGACCGUGUCGCCCCUCCACCAGGACCCGCAGCAGAACUUCUUGGUCCAGGUCAUGGGGCGGAAGUACCUGCGCCUCUAUUCCCCCGCCCAGUCAGAGAACCUGUACCCCCACGAGGGCCACCUGCUCCACAACACGAGCCAGGUGGAGGUGGAAGAUCCCGACUUGGUGAAGUUCCCCCAGUUUGAGAGGGCCGCGUUUCAGGCCUGCAUCCUGGAGCCAGGCCAGGUGCUCUUCAUCCCUGUCAAGUACUGGCACUACGUGCGGGCCCUGGACACCAGCUUCUCCGUCAGCUUCUGGUGGUCCUAGCCCCGGACGGCUGGGAGAGCGGGACGCGGCUGCCUGCCUGCCUGCCUGCCUGCCUGAACGGCUCCUCCUCCUCCUCCCCCCAAGGGAGGGAGGGACUCUACUACAGGCCGGGGCCAGAGAGUCUUCCGGAACAGAGAGCCAGAGCGAGAAGCAGCACGAGAGGGGAGUUUGGCUCGGAAACGCUUCUGUGUCGAGGUUCACAGCUCUGGCGCCGGAUGCCACCGACGAGCGUUUCCAGACCCCCGUCCCUUUCAUGAAGGAAAGGGGCACUCUGUGAAGCAGGGCCGUGGGGGGGGGGGAGGCGUGGCUGUCCGGUCUGCCCAGGAGGGCCUCUUCCUUCCCUGCACUGCUGCAUCUCUCAAAGGCGGCUGUUCCCCCACCUGGGGCACGCGUCAGAGUUUCCCUCGGCAAGCCCUGAGCGGGGGGGGGGGG
Messenger RNA from Gekko japonicus, 2168 nucleotides. It is a transcript of the gene KDM8, whose product is annotated as lysine (K)-specific demethylase 8. Gene Ontology annotation, molecular function: histone H3K36 demethylase activity. Gene Ontology annotation, cellular component: nucleus. Lineage: Eukaryota; Metazoa; Chordata; Lepidosauria; Squamata; Gekkonidae. The coding region runs from base 282 to 1736 and encodes 484 amino acids. The record is from RefSeq and is a predicted model, not a curated record. The transcript has 7 exons.